This is a messenger RNA of Ictalurus punctatus (channel catfish), 2149 nucleotides long. It is a transcript of the gene pdzk1, whose product is annotated as PDZ domain containing 1. The transcript is spliced from 9 exons. The record is from RefSeq and is a predicted model, not a curated record. Gene Ontology annotation, molecular function: protein binding; protein-membrane adaptor activity. Gene Ontology annotation, biological process: protein localization to plasma membrane. Gene Ontology annotation, cellular component: apical plasma membrane. The coding region runs from base 39 to 1523 and encodes 494 amino acids. NCBI's taxonomy places the organism in Eukaryota, Metazoa, Chordata, Actinopteri, Siluriformes, Ictaluridae.
UGCAUGGGCUGGGAUAACAGGACAGGAACAGGAGAAUAAUGGCUGGACCAAGACCUCGAGUGAUUGCACUUUCCAAGCGUGAGGGCCAGAGCUAUGGCUUCUUCCUGAGGGUUGAGGAGGGGGAAGAAGGUCAUUUGGUUCGGGCCUUGGAGAUGGGUGGUCCUGCUGAACUAGCGGGCCUCAAGGAUGGAGAUCGCAUUAUCAGAGUCAAUGGAACAUUUGUGGACAACUUAGAACACAACCUGGUUGCUGAAAUGGUUAAGAAAAGUGGAUUGACUGUCACAUUUCAUGUCCUGGGAGACGAAACAUACCAGCAAGCCAAAAGCAGUGGCAUAAACCUUGCAGAACCACAGUCCUAUUCUGCUCAGAGUCAGCCCACCAUGAACGGAGUCCCUGGACCAAGCCCUAAACUCAAAGUCUGUUUUCUGCAGAGGUCUGGCAGUGGCUUUGGUUUCUCGAUCAAGUCCUCUAAAGGUGAAGAGGGAAUGUUCAUGACAGAUGUGAUUGUGGGAGGCACUGCUGAUAAUGCAGGGGUUAAGGCAGGUGAUCGUAUAGUAGAGAUCAAUGGAGAAAAUGUAGAAGGUGCUACUCAUGAGCAAACUGUGGGAAUGGUCAAAACUGCUGGAAACAGUGUGAUGUUUUUACUUGUGGACGAGGACACGGACAAAUACUACAAGAAUAAACGCAUCAGACUGGGACCUGGACUGGCUACAACGAAGCACCUACCACUGAAGCCUCGCAUAGCUGAAAUCACCAAGGGAGCCAAUGGUUAUGGUUUCUUCCUUAUGGAAGACCCUAAAACUCCAGGUCAUUUCAUUGGAGAAAUAGACCGUGGGAGUCCUGCAGAAAAAGCAGGACUGAAGGAGAAGGACCAGCUGGUGGCUGUGGAUGGAAUGGAGGUUAAUCACUGCACCCAUGAGCAAGUAGUGGAGAAAAUACGUCAGCUCGGAAAUCUAUGCUGCCUCUUGGUGGUUGAUGCUGAAACAGACAAGAUGUACAAGAUGGGUGGUAUCUCUCCUUUACUUUAUUGGGAGGAAAUGCGGAGUUCCCUGCCUCAGCCGAGCAAUCCUGAGCCUGAAAAUAAUGUCAUCCCAGUCCCAGCCAUGCCUGAUGCUGCAGAGGAAAUAUAUAAACCCAAAUUGUGCCGCAUGGAAAAGACCGCUGCUGGGUAUGGUUUCCACCUCAAUGGUAUCCAAGGAGUGCACGGACAAUAUAUCAAAGAGGUGGUGAAAGGUGGAGCAGCAGACAGAGCCGGGCUAGAGGAUGAUGACAUUGUGGUGGAGGUCAAUGGGGUGAACAUAGAGCAACGCACACAUGAGGAGGCUGUGAAUUUGAUCCGCAGCAGUGGUGAUACAUUGGUCCUCCUUGUAGCAGGGAAAGCUGCCUAUGAUCACCUAAAAGCUAAAGGAGUUGCAAUUACCCCCAAGCUGCUGGAUACAGAGACAGCACCAAUUCAGCCUCGUGAAAGGACACCCUCUGUUUCAUCUACAUCCUCAUCAGAAAAUGAAGAUAUGAGGUUUUGAGAGACGUUUUCCAGUUGCUGGGUUAUAUGUAUAUAUGAUGGCACGUUAGGUUGCACAAAUAAAUUAAAAGCUUUUAAUAUAAGUAGUCAAUAAUUGCACUACCGGAAAAAGACAAUCUUUUAAAUGGAAAGCAGUCAGGUACUCUGUCCUCUCAGACUACAGGUGUUUACCAAUCUACAAAUAAUGCUGGCAAGUAGAAAGCAGCAAAUGCAGCAAUGCUAAGUACUGCAUCAGAUCAGAGUUAACAUUUUCCAAACAAAUCCAUGUAUAUAUUUUUUGUACGUAUGUCAGGUAUGGUAGACAACACCAAUCUCAGAUGUGAACAAAGGACACAAACCGUUAAAUCAUGCCAUUGUCACGGGUGUUGAUUGUGUAAGACCCUCUGAUGCCUUUCAUAUACACAUCUAUGCUCUUUGCACCACAAUGCUUUCGGGAAUGGCAAGUACUUUGUACAGUUUAACCUUUUUUCACCUGUUUAUCUCUACUUAAAUGCAUUCAAAGACAUUCACCAAGUUAAUAUUUAGAGCCUAGAUAUUCAGCAGUGAGCUAUUCACUCUGCUUAGGCCAUUGUAUGAAGUAAUAAAAUAUAUAUGCUCAUUAGUAAAUAAAAAUUUGCAUAAUCACUA